AUGGCUUACUUUCAGCGGGGGCAAGGAGCGCAACCGAUUUGGGGGGUCAAUGACACGGACAACCUCAGGCGUUCUCGCAUAAAAUCGCAGGAACAUAUCAAUCAAUCAGAUCCCCAUGCCCCACGCAAAUCCACAGACAGACGAAAUUCCACUACAGAACACUCUGCACUUUCGCUCUCUGCUUCAGGAACCAUUUGUAGGGGAACGGCAAAGUGGCAGCAAUUAGAUUACUUAGACUUUCACGCCCCGCGCAAAUCCACAGAUAGACGAAAUUCUACUACCGAGCGCCCUCUACUUUCGCGCUCCGCUUCAAGAUCAAUUCACAAUGAAACGGCAAAGUCCGAGCUCUCAAAUUUGGGACACAGCGCCAACGGCUCGUCCAAGCAGCCGAGUGUACGCCAACCCCGUCGUAUUUGGCUUGAGUUGCCUGCAUGGAAGUUAGAGUUUGAAUCUCUGACACCGAUUCAGCAACAAGUUAUGGAGUACGUAGCAUCAACCAGCGAAACUCAAAGUGCUGCUGCGAAGAUUCGACUUAAGAAGGCUUGGGGGCUCUUUAAUAUUCCAGAGGAAGACUUUUCAGCUAUAGAGCUGUACCUUGCAAAAAAGGUGCCUCUGACAAUUAGGAUCGACAUCCAAGGACUGCUGCCUCACCUGAUGAAUGAUCCGUUCUACAGUUGGACGCUUCCUUCUGCCCACAGAACAUGCUUUGAGACACAAGCAAAAGGCUCCGCAUACUUGGAUGCUCGGCGGGAAUUCGAAGCGGUUCUUUUCAACAGCCUGUACGAGCACCCUUCAGUUCAACCGAAGGACAGGCCCAAGUACGGUGUUCUGAACAUGGUGUGCCAUCCCUUCUCGGAUUCCCGAGUUUCUAUGUUCGGCAGCGCCUACCUCCUCCUUAAAGAUUCACUGCGCGCUCGAACGACUGUGGCUACUAGUAAAGAGAACCUCGGUUUCAACAUUCGUCGUGUUGGCACACUCGACAAUAUGUGGCACAUUAUUGAGACUCUAUCCACUCAUGAAGUGACAAGGAUUCACGCUGUAGCGACAGGCAGAAGAGCAAAAGCAACUGUAACCCCGGAUUUCAAGUAUUCUGAGAUACAAGUACACGGCAUGAUUGACAUAAGAAAAGAUGUUGCUGCCAUUGUCGUCCAACGACAGGAUUUGCAGUGCACGAUGAGGAGAUGCUUGAUAGAAGACCUCAGCAAAUUGUAUCUCGUGCCUGUGUUGACUUGUGAAGAGCUAGAUGAGGGUCUGGGUGACCGUAGGUGGUCCACAGUAGUAAAUCAGAGAGCAAAUGUGCUUCUGCAAAAGACUAUGGCCAUGCAAGGCGCCACUUUCAGCAGCGCUUCUGUGUGCGUCUUGGGGGGAAACAUUGUGACUCUUUUGACAUUGUUGGCUAUUCAAGAGUCUUCGAAUUCACCAUUUCAUUGUUACAAGCUGCACAGUGGCAACGACACAUGUACCGGCUCGGGAAUUCAACGUUUCCUCAUGAUGGAACAGCCAACAAGAAAGCGUCUUGUGGGGUCAAGAAAAUAUUCUCUCCCAGGAACACGACCCCUUACCUUCGAGGAAUAUGAAUGUCUUGCUACCACGCACCCAUAUGCCAUCAAACAGCUCCAGAGAAGGAGAGCAACUGCAACAUCGUGCGUGACUGCAAGAACAUGUGAAGAAGGCUUCUACACACGAUCGCGGUUGGACAAACACUCGAAUGUAAGGUCGAGGAAAGAGGUAACCAAUUUUUUUUCGGAAACAGGGGGACUUCCGGAUGCCGUCUCCGUGCUGCAAGGGAAAACUGAGCUUGACUACAGUUUUGCACUCAGUGAAGACCAAGCUAAAGACUUCGGAAAAGUUCACUCACGAAAGGAUCGCCUCCUGUGUGCUACACAGUCAUGCGUGAACCCUCAGUACGAUGUCGAAGAUCAUCAGCUACGCAGCGUAAGCAGGUUUAUGGUUCGCUCAAGAGGAGAAAGAAGACUGGUUCCAGAAGGGGCACCCUCGAAAUUCCCAGAUUUACGAAGUACGAAACAUAUACGCGACGAAGCAGGCUGCCUUCAAGACAAUAGGCAAGAAAGUGGAAGCACAACUCAUGUGAGUGUUCAAAAAGCUGCCACAGCAGCAGGGACUUCUCAAGUGGACGGCUUUAGGCACUCGUCUCAAGUAUCGCUUGAUUUCUCGACAAGCAAUGAAUACCAUCAAAAUAGAGUUUUCUCGAAGGAUCGCCUGCCCGAACUUUGCAACGUAGCAGAGCCAUGUCUCGUGGACCCCCUAGCUGAAGAAUCGGAGCGUGCUAUUGUUCAGUCGCUAGGGUCAGGUACAGGCACGCCGAAGAAGAGUGAUGACUAUCCCUCCGAAGAAUCACCAAGUCUCCAGGAAUUUGAAGAACACAACAUAACACGUCAAAUUUUGCGAAGUGCACUGGACAAACGGGAUGAAGAAAGAAGCAUAAGCAUCAUUGAAAAGGAGUUUUCAAAGUGCAGCGAAUCGAACGCUAGUGAAGGCAUGCAAAGCACAAAACCACAGCUCGCUGGACAAAAUGCAUUACAUUCAUUCUCUGAUGUGAAUGGCACAGAAGAACACGAAGUCUUCACUUCGCACGCACGAAGCUGCUUGCCACAGCUUUCAAAAGCACAGAAUGUUAUUGGCUUGAGAGACAGAGACAUUUGUAGCGCUAUUUGGAUGAACGACACGACUUUUGCACAUAGGUCUAGCAAUUACUUUCGCAGCAGCACCACAAACACUAGGCACAGAGAACUGAAUAGUAUGAUGACAAGCAAAGGAAGCACCCAAGGCAAAACUGAGGGAGACCUCCGGCAACGUGACGCGACGAAGCAGCAAGGCGAUAUGGAAGUUUUCCACGGCAGUACAAGUCACCGUAGUUUGCGUCACGGAGGGCGGGAAAGCAGCAAGAGUUCUGAGCGCAACGCGCGUGUGGCUGCAGCCGCUGCUGAGCAGAGUGGCGGGCAUGGGAGGGAUGACGGGCGUCAUUCCGGAUCAGUGGCACGCCGGAGUUCAGAGCGAAACCGCGUUCCUCCUCAGCUCGUCAUUCCAGGAGACGGAGGCAGUAUGCGCAGCAGUGGAAGUGGAUCUGUGCGCAAGACUCAAGACUCAGGAAGCGGAGAAGGUGGCUUGACAAUGACUAGGUCUCUGGAAAGGAGAUAUGAGAGAGACGAACGCGGCGCAAGCAGGACGUCUUCGCAGUUUGCGGAGAGUGUCGAAGGGUUGUCACGGAGGCGACGGGGGUCUGCGGACGGGUCGUCUGAAUGGGCUGUUGACGAACAUGCGAACAGCGUGUCUGGAGACGGUAGGGACCUACAGGUGUCUCGGAGUGGUGGCUCGCGAGGCGACCGAGCGGAGGGUUUCAGUGGGAGUGUGAGUUUGGUGGGCGGAAAGGUGUCUGGAGCAUCGAAGGAGGUCGUGCCAGGCAGCGAUGCAGGAGAGAGGGGAGUGCGACGCACAGGAUCAGCAGCGUCGGGAGCAUUGGGGGCAUCGGGAGGAGCGGAGCGCGGGAAGGUAACGAGGGAUCGAGCCGCCGUAGAUGGAUCGGCAGGACUUGGCGACAACGGCGAGGCGAGUGGAGGUUCGGAGCAUGUGAGAAGAUUUUCACUCAGCAAAGUUGAGAGCGACCUCCGGCAACGUGGGCAACGUGACGCGACGAAGCAGCAAGGCGAUAUGGAAGUUUUCCACGGCAGUACAAGUCACCGUAGUGUGCGUCACGGAGGGCGGGAAAGCAGCAAGAGUUCUGAGAGCAACGCGCGUGUGGCUGCAGCCGCUGCUGAGCAGAGUGGCGGGCAUGGGAGGGAUGACGGGCGUCAUUCCGGAUCAGUGGCACGCCGGAGUUCAGAGCGAAACCGCGUUCCUCCUCAGCCCGUCAUUCCAGGAGACGGAGGCAGUAUGCGCAGCAGUGGAAGUGGAUCUGUGCGCAAGACUCAAGACUCAGGAAGCGGAGAAGGUGGCUUGACAAUGACUAGGUCUCUGGAAAGGAGAUAUGAGAGAGACGAACGCGGCGCAAGCAGGACGUCUUCGCAGUUUGCGGAGAGUGUCGAAGGGUUGUCACGGAGGCGACGGGGGUCUGCGGACGGGUCGUCUGAAUGGGCUGUUGACGAACAUGCGAACAGCGUGUCUGGAGACGGUAGGGACCUACAGGUGUCUCGGAGUGGUGGCUCGCGAGGCGACCGAGCGGAGGGUUUCAGUGGGAGUGUGAGUUUGGUGGGCGGAAAGGUGUCUGGAGCAUCGAAGGAGGUCGUGCCAGGCAGCGAUGCAGGAGAGAGGGGAGUGCGACGCACAGGAUCAGCAGCGUCGGGAGCAUUGGGGGCAUCGGGAGGAGCGGAGCGCGGGAGCGGAGCGCGGGAAGCAAAGUUGAGAGCGACCUCCGGCAACGUGGGCAACGUGACGCGACGAAGCAGCAAGGCGAUAUGGAAGUUUUCCACGGCAGUACAAGUCACCGUAGUGUGCGUCACGGAGGGCGGGAAAGCAGCAAGAGUUCUGAGAGCAACGCGCGUGUGGCUGCAGCCGCUGCUGAGCAGAGUGGCGGGCAUGGGAGGGAUGACGGGCGUCAUUCCGGAUCAGUGGCACGCCGGAGUUCAGAGCGAAACCGCGUUCCUCCUCAGCCCGUCAUUCCAGGAGACGGAGGCAGUAUGCGCAGCAGUGGAAGUGGAUCUGUGCGCAAGACUCAAGACUCAGGAAGCGGAGAAGGUGGCUUGA
Eimeria tenella is the source of this 4701-nucleotide messenger RNA. RefSeq lists its product as uncharacterized. The coding region runs from base 1 to 4701 and encodes 1566 amino acids. The record is from RefSeq and is a predicted model, not a curated record. Lineage: Eukaryota; Apicomplexa; Conoidasida; Eucoccidiorida; Eimeriidae. The transcript has 8 exons.